Penaeus vannamei (Pacific white shrimp) is the source of this 1088-nucleotide messenger RNA. The record is from RefSeq and is a predicted model, not a curated record. Lineage: Eukaryota; Metazoa; Arthropoda; Malacostraca; Decapoda; Penaeidae.
AUGGAUUCUGAGACAAAGAAUAAACUGUCAACGAUAUGGAUCUAUCCGGAUGUUUCCCCUUCGCACCUAAACCUUACAGCUGCCUUCCUUCUAAGCAUCGCACCUUCUUCGCCCAAGAGUCGCUGGACAAAAGGACCUCUCGUCAGGCAGACCAGGAGAGCCCGAGCAGACAGGAGAUCAGGAGCAGACGCAGGACAGGUCAGGUCAGCCUUUGCCCUCGGCGCCCAGGGCACAGGGUCUCUCGUGGGGGGUCACAUCAUUCCUCACCCGAUAAACCAGCAAGCAAAGUCCCUUUUCAUUUCACCACCACACGACCCCCCCUACAUCUUUACAUCUGGUGGCCCAGCGGUGGAAAGGACCUCACAACGCCGAAGGUUGACGAGAGAAGUCAAAGGUAAAGUGGAAAUGAAGGGUAAAAGAGAAAGAUGUAAAAGCAUAUGGAAGUGGCUUGCAGAGACCGCGAGCAUAGCAGUAUUUACUCAUUACCCUCAACGUAGGAACAAGUGCCAAGUCAGCUGUAGUUUUUUCCCCCAUUUUCCUCCUUUCGUGUGUCCAGGUCGGUCCAGACAGUCAAGAGAUUGCCCAGUACAACACAUAAAGAUGUCUUUAACAUUGACAAGCGAUUUGGUGGCACAGUACCAGGAGCAGGUGGAGAGUGAGGCGAGCUCUAGCUUAGCCAUGAAUGCUUGCUGGAAGUCAGACCCCCUGGAUAUGUGCCUCCGCCGUAACAAGGUUGUGGAAUGUAAUCACAUCUUCACACAUAAGGUCGAGAACGAGGGACGGCCAGUCACCAACCAGAAGUCGUCAGGGAGGUGCUGGAUUUUUGCCUGCCUCAACGUGAUGCGCAUCCCCUUCAUGAAGGCUUGCAACAUAGAUGAAUUUGAAUUCUCUCAGGCAUACCUCUUUUUCUGGGAUAAGAUUGAACGUUGCAACUAUUUCCUCAACAAAAUGGUAGAGUGUGCCAAACGGGGCGAGGAAGUCGAGGGCAGAUUGGUCUCCUUCCUCCUCCACGACCCGAUCAGUGAUGGAGGCCAGUGGGACAUGCUGGUGAACCUCAUCACUAAGUAAGGAGGGAGUUGGCUCUUUUU